This is a messenger RNA of Racocetra persica, 792 nucleotides long. The record is from the annotation of a GenBank genome assembly. NCBI's taxonomy places the organism in Eukaryota, Fungi, Glomeromycota, Glomeromycetes, Diversisporales, Gigasporaceae.
AUGCCAUUCCUUCCUUUGGGGACUCGUAAGCUUACACUUGAAGAGGUACAUAUUGAUAAACGUUUGGAGUGUAAACAAGUCGUAGUUGAAACUCGUGACAAAUGCAAACUAGCUGGAAUUAUCGUUAAGGCUAAAAAUAAUGAUAAUAAGAUUAUAGAUGAUCGCGAACCAAUCAUAAUCUAUUUUCAAGGUAAUGCUGGAAAUAUGCUUUUCCGUAUACCAAUAUUUUCCCAAUUGAUAUUAUAUUCAACAAAUAUAGUAAAAAAGGUACAAAUAGUUGCAGUAGGUUAUAGAGGUUACUGGUUCUCAACAGGAUCACCUUCCGAAAAAGGACUUCAAAUUGAUGCCCUCGCAAUUUAUGAGUUUGUUCGUGCACUUUAUCCAAAGAAUCCGGUAUAUAUUUACGGACAUUCAUUAGGAGGAGCAGUUGCACUAUAUCUGGCAUCUAAUGUAAAGAUUCAGAAAGAAUUGAAAGGAAUUAUAAUUGAGAAUGCAUUUACAUCUAUUAAAGAUAUGGUCACCACAAUAUACCCACAGAAGUGGCUUCCCUAUAAAUAUUUAGUAAACAUUCCACUCUUAAAUCGCAAUAAGUGGGAUAAUUAUCGCAUGAUUCAAGGAAUCAAAAUACCUAUUUUGUUUUUGUCAUCGCGAAAUGAUGAGAUAGUACCACAAGAACAAAUGAUAGAAUUACAUAAGAUGGCUAAAAUAAGCAAAAAGAAGGUAUGGGUAGAAUUCAAGAACGCAUUACAUGAAGAUAUCUUUUCUCAUAAGGGAUUUGUCGAAGCAAUUAAG